Molecule: messenger RNA, 7821 nt
Organism: Rhea pennata
Lineage: Eukaryota; Metazoa; Chordata; Aves; Rheiformes; Rheidae
Gene: LY75
Product: lymphocyte antigen 75
Exons: 35
Coding region: 1-5184 (1727 amino acids)
Cellular component (GO): external side of plasma membrane
Molecular function (GO): signaling receptor activity
Source: RefSeq, a predicted model, not a curated record
AUGGUGCGGGCGGCGGGGCGCCGCUGGGCCGCCUGCGGCCUCGCCUGGCUGCUCGCCUGCUGCACGGCGCGCCGGGACGGCCCAGGCAAUGAUGCAUUCACCAUUCGUCAUGACGUACAGAACAAGUGCAUACAAGUUAAAAACUCACGGCUGGUGAUAGCUGACUGCGAGGGGACAAGUGAAGCUUUGUGGAAAUGGGUAUCCCAGAAUCGCCUUUUUCAUUUGGGGUCUCAGCAGUGCCUGGGACUCGAUAUAUUCACCAAAUCGCCGUCUCGCCUGAGAAUGGUUGACUGUAACUCAGAGCUCAUGCUCUGGUGGCGAUGUGCUGAUGCUUCCAUCCUUGGUGCGUCUCAGUACAAGGUGACCAUCAAAGGUACUUUUGUAACUGCAAGCAUAAAUGCAUCAGACCAGUGGAGAAGCAAUAGUUCCUCUGAUGACAUAUGUCAAUAUCCUUACCACGAGGUUUAUACCAGAGAUGGGAACUCCUACGGAAAGCCCUGCGAGUUCCCCUUUCUGUAUAACAAGACCUGGCAUCACGACUGCGUUCAGGAUGAAACGCACGCGGGUGGUAAAUGGUGCGCCACGUCUGAAGAUUAUACCCAUGAUGGCAAAUGGGGAAUCUGCUUACAACCAGAGGAUGGCUGUCAUGAUAUCUGGGAACAUGAUCCAGGCUCUGAAAGCUGCUACCAGUUUAAUACGCAGUCUGCUCUUUCUUGGAAAGAAGCUUAUAUUUCAUGCCAAAGACAAGGAGGUGAUUUACUUAGCAUCCAAGAUGCAACUGAAUUAAGUUACAUACAAGCUAAGGAUGACAUUGCUGAGAUCUUUUGGAUUGGCUUAAAUCAAUUGGACAUUUCUGGAGGUUGGCAGUGGUCAGAUCACAAACCGUUGAAUUUUCUCAACUGGCACCCAGAUAUGCAGAAUUUUUCGCCUUUGGAUGGGACUAGCUGUGUGGUGAUGAAUGCUACCUCAGGUCAGUGGCAGAGUUACCACUGUGGGACUCCACUUCCCUACGUUUGCAAGAAGUCAUCCAAAGAGGUUUUGCAAUUGUCAGAGUUUUGGAGACACUUGGAGACUCGCUGUGAUCCGGGCUGGCUUCCGCACAACGGCUUCUGCUACGUGCUGGUGAGCAACCCGGCACCUUGGGGUACAGCGCGAGAGUUGUGCAAGGCAAACCAGAGCAACCUCAUCAGCUUGCAGUCGUUAGCGGAUGUCGAGCUGGUCGUUACGGAGCUUCGUAGUGAUGUGAAAGAGGAAAUAUGGACGGGUCUCAGGAAUGAAGGUGUACCAGCCUUGUUCAAAUGGUCAGAUGGCUCAACUGUAUUUUUCACCUAUUGGGAUCAGAAUGAACCAAAAGUUCCUUUUAACACAACUCCUAACUGUGUGUCCUAUUCAGGAGAGUUGGGACAUUGGAGAGUCAAAUCCUGUGAAGAAAAAUUGAAAUAUGUAUGCAAAAAAAAAGGAGAGAUUUUGAAUGAUACAAAAUCAGAUAAAAGUUGCUCGUUGAAAGAGGGGUGGGAGAGACACGGAAACUUCUGUUACAAGAUUUAUAAAACGGAAGUAUCAUUUGGAGCACAGUGCAAUCUUACAGUAGUGAACAGAUUUGAACAAGAAUUUAUAAACAGUUUGAUCAGGAAAUACAGCAAAAUUGAAGAAAAAUACUUCUGGAUCGGCUUGCAAGAUAUUAGCCAAUCAGGAAUAUAUUCUUGGGGUACAGUGGAUGGGGAUAAAAGUGAAGCUGUGACAUACACUAACUGGAAUUCAAUGCAACCAGAGUUUUCAGGAGGAUGCGUGGCCAUGCCCAGUGGGAAGUUUCUUGGAAAGUGGGAAACUAAAGACUGUAAAACGACUAAAGCAUUUCCCAUCUGCAAAAAAUACAUUGGGCCGCCCAAGGAACCAGAAGUGCUCCCAAAGCCAACUGAUCCCUGUCCUCCUGGGUGGCACAAUGGAUCUGGCCUUGCCUGCUACAAGUUCUUCCACAGUGAACGAGUGCUGAGGACCAGGACGUGGGAAGAGGCAGAAAGGUUCUGUGAAGCCCUGGGAGGCCACCUGCCUAGUUUUAGUCAUUCAGAAGAAAUCAAGGUGCUUCAUUCUAUCCUGAGAAAAAUUAUCAGCAAUGACAGAUGGGUAUGGAUAGGAAUGAAUAAGAGGAGUCCGGAUUCUUUGGGAACCUGGCAAUGGAGUGAUGAUAAACCUGUGACUAGUGUUAUCAUGCCACUUGAUUAUCUGGAGGAUGAAUAUGACACAAGAGACUGUGCUGCUUUAAAGACAUUUCAGUAUUCACGGAGAUCGUUUUGGAGAUACUAUUUCCAUGAAGGUAGAGAGCUGGAAUUUUACCUGAAGCCUUUUGACUGUGAGGCAAGACUUGAAUGGGUCUGCCAGAUAACAAAGGGUAGCACUCCAAAGAUACCCGAAUGGUAUAUACCAGAUGAAAUUGGAAUUCAUGGACCUCCACUUAUUGUUGAUGGAGCAGAGCUGUGGUUUGUACCAGAUAAAAACCUGAGCUUCCAAGAAGCCGUUUUCUACUGUCAAAAAAAUGAUAGUGAGUUAGCUUCUGUGGAAUCUUACCCAAAACUCAGGACAAUACUAUCUCAAAUAGAAAAGUUAUCGAACAGUGAACAGAAGUGGUGGCUGAAAUUUAUUGAUUAUGGUUACAACUAUUAUUCACCUUUACAGUUAUUUCCACGCUUCCAUGAUCGAUUCCUGAGGGACUGCUGGUAUGUUUCUAGAAAGAGUUGGUAUAGAGAUGCUCCAGUUAACUGUAAUAUGAAGCUGCCUUUCAUUUGUGAAAAAAAUAAUGUCUCCUUACUGGAAAAGCAUGAUCCCAGUUACCGCCCAGUCGGAGGAGAUUGUCCUAAAGAUUGGCUUCGGUUUCGAGAUAAGUGUUUUCUAAAGAUGAAUCCCAAAUCUCUAACAUUUAACGCAGCUAAUGAGAAGUGUGUAACUUCUGGAGGCUCUCUUCCAUCGAUCUCAAAUCAAGCUGAGCAAGAUUUUAUAACAUCCUUGCUUACUGAUAUGCCAAAAGAUACUUGGAUCGGUUUGCAGUUUUUGUUCAGCACAAGAGAAAACAAGUGGAUAGAUGGGAGUAGACUGCUUUAUAGUAACUUUCACCCACUACUGACAGGAAGAUUAAGGAAAAUCCCUCUGGAUCUUUUUGAUGAAGAUUUUAACAAUCAGUGUGGUGUAAUCCUCAACGAUCCCAAGUCACAAUAUGCUGGAACAUGGAACUUCACUGCCUGUGCUGACAAGCACUUUUUGGGUAUAUGCCAGCGGCCAGUAGGUAUAGGAACUGCUGAUAACCAGACAGAACAAGUUCUUAAUGAAACACUGACCUAUCAAAACAUUCAAUACAUGGUAAUUCUGAAGAAUUUGACCUGGAAUGAUGCAAUGGCUGCAUGCAUAAGUAACAAAAUGCAGUUGGUUAGCAUCACAGAUCAAUUCCAGCAGGCUUUCCUUGCUGUUCAAGCGGCCCUUCAUAAUUAUCCACUGUGGAUUGGACUUUUCAGCAGAGAUGGUGGAAAGCAUUAUGGCUGGUUGGAUGGGAAGCACGUUAGUUUUAGUCGAUGGUCUGAAGAGGACGAAGAAACAAGUGAAGAAUGUGUGUUUUUGGAUACUGAUGGCUUCUGGAAAACUUCUGACUGUUCCUCUGAAAAUCGAGGUGCUCUUUGCUAUUUACCAGAAAAGAAGACCAAAAAAGAACCAGUUACGCAAGUUAAAUGCCCCCAUAAGAUUAAAAAUACUCCCUGGAUAUCAUUUAGAAACAACUGUUACACUUUUACAAUAACAAAGAAUAGAUGGCGAGAACUAAAGUCUCAAGAAGCUCACCAUUUAUGCAAGAAAAUGAAUCCAGAAGCAUUUGUUCUGAGUGUUCGAGAUGAAGAAGAAAAUAACUUUGUCACUGAGCAGCUUCGCUCAUUCAGUGGCCUGGCCAUAUGGGUCUGGCUGGGUGUGAUUUACGACAGCAGUGAUAAUGUUCUGAAGUGGUACGAUGAAACUCAUCUGACUUACAAUAACUGGCGAAUGGGAAGACCUAAUGUAAAGAAGAAUAGUUUUUUUGCUGGUGUAAAUCUAGAUGGUUUCUGGGAUAUUUACAAUUACUCUCAAAGUUGGCACUAUAAUGUGUACAGUAUUCUCGCUUGUAAAAUUGAGAGAGGGCCCCAGCAACACAAACCCCCAUUGCCUGAAUCUAUUCCACAUGGAAACAGCACAUACAGGAUCCUUCAAAAAAAGUUAACAUGGUAUGAGGCAUUGAGAGAAUGCAAACAAAAGGGGAGUGAUUUAGCAAGCGUACACAGUGAAUCACAACAGUUAUUUCUCGAAGACAUUGUCAAGCAGGAUGGCUACCCUCUGUGGCUUGGACUGUCAGUCCAUGAUGGUAGUAAAGUUAAUUUUGAAUGGUCAGAUGGAAGUGAAUUUGACUACUAUCCUUGGGAAUUAGAAAACUCAAAUACUACUGAGAACUGUGUUCUGUUGGAUACUAGAGGGUCUUGGAACCGUACAACAUGUACAAGUGUUGCUGAAGGUGCUAUUUGCUAUAGUCCUCCAAACAAGAGACAAUUACAGACACAGCAAGCGAGCAGAGCCCCAGGAUGCCCACACGCCCGUGGAACGCUGCAGUGGAUACAGUACAAGGAUCACUGCUAUGCCUUUGACAUGGCCUUCUACAAUUUUUCAGUAUAUAAUGUGGAAGAUGCUAAAAGAGUCUGCCACAAACUGAAUCCUUCAGCAACCCUUCUGACUAUAGCAAGUGCUGAGGAGAACGCGUUUGUCAGAAAGCACAUAAGGGCAAAUGAUCUCAUCACCAGGAAAGUAUGGCUUGGCCUGGCUCAGAGCUCCAGGGAUCAGUCCUUGAACUGGCUCGAUGGUUCAUCAGUUAAUUAUGUCAACUGGGAAAACAAAACUGCAGAGGACAAUGAGAAAUGCAGUGUUAUUCUGUCCACAACUGGCACAUGGUCCAAAGUUGACUGCGGUCGUAGUCAAAGCAGAGUGGUUUGUAAAGCUCCCGUAGGUUCUAAUCAUACUGGGGUGGCUGUAGCAUUUGCUCUGUUAAUUAUUUUGGUCUUCAUUUGCGGAUUAGUCUGGUAUCUCUAUAAAAAGAAACGUCUUCACUGGCGUGGCUUCUCUUCAGUACGCUAUCAAAGAGGGAUGAAUGACGAUGAAACUGAUGAUGAUGUUCCUUCUAGGUGAUUUAGCAUGAACUUCACUGUGUGAAGUCAUAAAGAAAGAGGUACUUGAUGUUUUAUCAUUUCUUUUUGAAAAAAAGAUAAAAAGGUUAUUAAUGGGGGCUAAAUUCCACUCUUUUAUGCAAACGUGCAAUUUUUAUUCAAGCCCAUGGUAAUGACAUGCAUUUGGCCUUAAAUGUUUAAAGUACAAGAUUUUUGGAGUUCUGUAAUAUGUUUAAUAUAGGGUAUUACUGUCUCUUUUUAUAGGAAAGUAUUUUUAGUGGAAUAAUAAAUGCCAAUAGUACUUCACGCAACAUCACCCUAACAAAUAUAUUUGAAAUUGCUACAUGAAUUCUGUAACUUGGCACAGUUAUACCAUUUUGGUACAGUGUUAGCGUUCUGCUGCUAGCAUUGGCCUGCUCUGCAGAAGCCAACACAUAGAUCACAAAUAGGAGACAUCACCACGGCGUAGCAGCUUUUGUAACAAGUGGUUGCCAGUUUUGAUACAGCAUGGGAGAAAACGUUUAACUGUCUGUUAAAGCCUAAUUCCCGUUGAACUAGAAUCUUCAUGUUUAUUGUUAUGACUAAUAGUGUAGGAAAAACAUAUCUUGGCUUUUUCCUCAGAGUUCAUGGACAAAUCAUUAGUUAUAUUGGAAAGAUCAGAAUCUUAAAAUAUAAAACGCACAUUUUUAGUACAGAGUUACAGGGAACACCCUUCACCAAAGCCACUCCAUCUAGGAGUAAAUGAAAUAAAUGUAGAACACUUGCAUCUGAGGUUGUUGCAAGCUGGCACAUCACCAGCCUUCUGCCAGAAGUUGUGAGUGGGGCUAGCACAGCUAGCAUUAAGGGCUAACUACGAACACAAGCAGAACCCCUAGCCUUGUAAAAACCUAAAGCACAAAUACUGUGUUUUAUCCUACAAGAUAACUGUUUUUUUUAUGUAGAUUGUUUGGUUUUUUCUCACAGCUUCCAUCACAAAGUAAGUUUUACGAGAACCAAUAGCAGGAAAUUUUACUGUAAAAAAUAAUAAUAAAUAAUAAAAAAAAAAUCGAGACCCAAAGUAUUAAUUAAGACAAAGAUUAGAACUGCAUUUAGGGUAAUGUUUAGAGAAUGACCUACCAAGUUCUGCUUUUUUUUUUUCUUUUUUUCCCCCUCCCCAUAACUCUUCUGAAAUUAGACCUGAAUGAUUUUUUUUUCUACAUUAAAACACAGAAAAAAAACUGCUCUGUCUCAUGAUCUGUUUUACUCUGUGACCAAAGACAGGAGCAUUGCAGUGACAAUGUUCCUUGCUCUGUAAUGAGAUCCUCAUGACAUUUUACCUACAGCAAUAUUCCUACUUAUACUAGAAUUAAAGGCAUAAUUGUAUAGGUGAAAUACUUGUCAUCUGUUUCAGAAAUAAGACAAAAAUAUGUCUAAGGAAGGAGUGAGAAAGAAUGUAUGGUAACUUAAGCUGUGUAUGGAGAGGCUAAAAAUACUUGAGUAUUUUAUGUAAAACUUAAACUUGAUUUUUUCUUUUUUUAAACCUAUUGUGUUACUGUGGCCUUGUGUACGCACUCCAAAGAAGCUAUAAAGGGAAAAAGAGAAGUCAGAAUUGUAUAUAUUAAUUACUGUAAUGAUUUGGUUAAUUAAUGUUUUGAAAAAGUCAUUAGACUUUUUUUAAUAAUGCACAAUAUGUGAAACAGGUAUGUUUACCUUUAUGAAGGAAUACAUGUAAAAGACCAGAUCCCUUCCCCAUUUAAUAAUGUGAUAUGGUAACAGGAAUACAUUUGGUUUAACAUACUGAAAGGAGUACUACUGAUUUCUCUGAAGUGACAUUGCAAGGUCAUAAUGUUCAACUGCCUUUUUUCCACCCUGCAGUUUACUUAUGUUGAUAGCACUUUUCUUUGCGCCUGUUUGCACUAUUUUGAUACGCAAAUGUUUCUCAAUUUUAUUGAGAAAUAGAGAACUUCUCAUAGAAACCUAUUAAAAUAGCAGACUGGACAGGCACAGUAAAGGAAAUAUUGUGCGCUAGUUUGCUGAUCAAAGAAAUAAGCACUUGUUUAUUUGGUACUUGGGCACAACUGAGAACACUUUCUUCCUUUCUUGGGGUAGCUUAUAUAAAAAUUAACUCUUAUACCUUGGAAAUAAAUGCAAUGAAAAUAAGCCCCAAUCCCCUUUUAAACAUCUCCUUGUAUGAGAAGUGUUUGGAAUGUAAAGCCUGGUUCCUAUUAUCUUCUGUUUUAGCUUAUAUCCGUAAGUGCUUUGCUGAAUGUCUUCUAAGUUAAGGGACUAAGAAAAGAUGUGUAUUGUUUAUUGUCCUUUUCUAAUAAUAGUAAUAAUUGGGAAGUAUUUACAAGUAAGUUUAUAUGUUUUGAAAUUUACUAGUUUUAUAGAUGCUUGUAUUUGCACAAGAGUGUGAGUCUGAAAUUGAAAAUUGAAAUUGACCUAAUUAUCCAGUGAAUAUCCUAUGCAUAUGUACUUUUUAUAAAAUAUUAUUAUGAAUUAUGUGAAUAGUUUUCUAAGGCCCAUUUCUCAUGUCAUCAUACCCAGGUUGUCUAAUCACUGGUAAUUCUUAUUUGGAUAAGCACAACCGUCUUAACAUAGUGAAUGACCCGCUUUGAGUAUAUAGUGAAGUUACUUAGAUGCAUUGCUAUUGAAAGAAUAAAGUCAAGUAAAACACUAA